Culex quinquefasciatus (southern house mosquito) is the source of this 1228-nucleotide messenger RNA. RefSeq names its product BTB/POZ domain-containing protein 10 (gene mri). Gene Ontology annotation, molecular function: protein binding. The record is from RefSeq and is a predicted model, not a curated record. Lineage: Eukaryota; Metazoa; Arthropoda; Insecta; Diptera; Culicidae. Gene Ontology annotation, cellular component: cytoplasm. Gene Ontology annotation, biological process: positive regulation of phosphorylation.
UUAUUCGCAAAUCUCUCCUUUUCCAGGAACAACCGUCUGAUGCAACAACAGCAGCAGCAGGUCCAUCAGCAGAACUCGGUGGCCCUGGUCGCGCGGCCGUCCGGCCUGAAGAAGCAUCUGGACGGCGCCGACCCGGAUCGCAUCACGCUGGUUGUGGACAACACGACGUUCUCGAUCAAUCCGGCCCUGUUGGCCCACCCGAACACGAUGCUCGGGCGGAUGUUCAGCUCGGGGUUGGACUUUACGCACCCAAACGAGCGCGGUGAGUAUGAGGUGGCCGAUGGGAUCUCGCACACGGUGUUCCGGGCGAUUCUGGAGUACUAUCGGAACGGGAUCAUCCGGUGUCCGCCGACGGUUUCGGUGCAGGAGAUUCGCGAGGCGUGCGAUUAUUUGUUGAUUCCUUUUACGGCGGAAACGAUUCGGUGCCAGAAUCUGCGCGGGCUGUUGCACGAGCUGAGCAACGAGGCGCGUGAGCAGUUUGAGGUGUUGGAGUCGUUGAUACUGCCGCUGAUGGUUGCAUCGGCGCAGCGCGGGGAUCGCGAGUGUCACGUGGUGGUUCUGUCCGAUGAUGACGUCGUGGACUGGGACGAAGAGUAUCCUCCUCAGAUGGGCGAAGAGUACUGCCAGACGGUGUCUAGUACGGCCAUGUACCGCUUUUUCAAGUAUAUCGAAAACCGCGAGGUAGCCAAGCAGGUGCUGAAGGAUCGAGGUCUGAAGAAGAUCCGACUCGGUAUCGAGGGCUAUCCCACGUACAAGGAGAAGAUCAAGAAGCGGGCCAGCGGCCGGGUGGAGGUCAUCUACAACUACUUGCAGCGACCGUUCAUUCACAUGUCCUGGGAGAAGGAGGAGGCCAAGAGUCGUCACGUGGACUUCCAGUGCGUCAAGUCAAAGUCGGUGACGAACCUGGCCGAGGCCACGGCCGAUCCGGCGCUAGAACUGGACUCCGCGGGCAACCCGAUGCCCCAGCGGCACUUUGACAUCUCGAACGAUCCGGACGUGGACGCGAUUCGUCCGAUUGUGGCCGCGGCCAUCGCCAUUGACGGUGGUGGCGGUGCUGUCGCCGCUAAUGCUGCCGCGGUUGCCGCUGCCGGAGUUGCUGCUGCUGCCGCUGCCGUCGCCGCCGCCGCCGAAGAAGGGGCCGUCGGGGUGUGGCCAAUGCCGAAGAAGCGCACAACGUAGACGAGCAGCAGUAGGAGAUCGUAGCCGAAAUUAUCUAAAUCUAAAUCAC